Anopheles moucheti is the source of this 2990-nucleotide messenger RNA. RefSeq names its product ubiquitin-conjugating enzyme E2 variant 2 (gene Uev1A). The transcript is spliced from 5 exons. Bases 239 to 670 code for a protein of 143 amino acids. NCBI's taxonomy places the organism in Eukaryota, Metazoa, Arthropoda, Insecta, Diptera, Culicidae. The record is from RefSeq and is a predicted model, not a curated record. Gene Ontology annotation, biological process: protein K63-linked ubiquitination; DNA damage tolerance. Gene Ontology annotation, cellular component: nucleus.
CGUGACUGUUCGCUACAUUUCAAUUUUCUGGCUAGUCUGCGGCUAACUUCGUUUCGCUAUCAAAAUUGGUCUUCGAAUUCUCGUCGUACUGCGCGAGCCAAGAAAACGAGUGGCGAAAUUGCUUAGGACGCGCAGGAACUGAUCCGUCUGGAACCAGCGCGGUGUCUUGUAACAACUCGCGAAAACGAGAGAAUCUGGACGAUUGUGAGCCCUACCACAAUACCACACAUACUCAAGGAUGGCAUCGUCGACAGGAGUUGUCGUUCCACGAAACUUUCGCCUUCUUGAGGAACUCGAAGCAGGACAGAAGGGCGUAGGCGACGGUACCAUAUCUUGGGGUCUCGAGAAUGACGAUGAUAUGACCCUCACCCACUGGACUGGCAUGAUCAUUGGUCCUCCUAGGACUCCAUACGAAAACAGAAUGUACUCACUUAAAGUAGAAUGUGGCGAGCGCUAUCCGGACGAGCCACCAACGCUGAAAUUUCUAUCGAAAAUCAACAUUAACUGCAUCAACAGUCAGAACGGUGUGGUUGAUCACAGGAUGGUUCCAGUGUUGAGUAGAUGGAACCGUGAUUACACGAUUAAGACAAUUUUACAAGAAAUACGUAGGAUUAUGACGCUAAAGGAUAACCUAAAGUUAACACAGCCUCCGGAGGGUAGUUGCUUCUAGUGCUCUUAAUUCAACGCUAAAACCGAACUCCGUGAACCGAAGAUGAAUGGGAAUUAAAAAGAAGAUGGGAAGUGGAAAGUUUACAGAGUGAGGUAAUAAAGAAGAAGAAUAUACAAGCUGAAAGAAGUAAGACACACACACACACGCAGUAAGUUAUAAAUCCACAAAAUAAUGAUGGUAGGCAAGAAGAAGAGUAAAUGCGCUAAAUCGCUAAACACAACUUAUAAGCAAAAUCAUUAAUACGUGGUAAUGCUCGGGAAAUAUUCAAACACACACUUGGGAAAGAAAAUUGUAAUUGUACUGUGCGCACACUAUAUACAGUGCAGCAAAACCGAGGAGAGUAGUAGCAAACACGGGAGUCACUGAACUUUAAAACAUUUACGUACUGAGCAUGAUGAAAAUAAUAAUAAAAAACAAACAAACAAACAAAAAAGCCGUAAGCAAAGCGCGUUAACCUAUAGCAAACACAACGUGGAAAGGACACGUUCCGCUGGUUCGUCCUAUUAGAGAGCGAGCAGAAACGCAUAAUAAAAGGAAAUAAAUCCCCUUUUGGAAAAUCGGUAACAAGAUUGAUGCAUCCCUUUCUGCUGCUCCGAUGAUGAGUCUCUCUUCCGUUUGCGUUGUAACACAGGUAAACAAACAUCCUGCGUGCGUGCGUGUGCGUUGAUAAUAGCGGUGGUCCGUUGUUACACAUCCGAUUGGAAAGAGGAUUAGGCUGCGUUACUGUAGUGAGGAUUAGGGAAGAUAUUGUGCUACUGGUGCUGCGGUCAAGGUCAGCAAGUCAGGGUGGUUGGUCCGGGUUGGUGGAUCAGAAUGAAAUAAAAACCCACACACAAAAAUAGUCUUUCGACAGGCAAACAAACGUUCGCACCUUUGUUCCACACAUAAUUUGGAGGGUGCAUGCAAAACAUUCGACUCUCAACAUCCUAAAAUUGUUCCUCAUUGACGCUACAUACACUAUGUAGGAAUUAUUUGACGGAUUGAUGAAGACCCCCUGUAUACGUGGGGCUUCCUUUUAUGCUUCGUAUUCCAACAGCACGUUCUAACAUUGUUUGUUACGUAUGAGAGCUCCAUCCAGUUGCGAUCUUGAGUUGCUCACGCAUUUGAGUAAGUUUGGAUAGUAUUUGUUUGGUUAUGGAUGGGAAUGAGAUUAAGGUCCAUUGUAUAAUAACAGUCGAGAUCAGGAUAGAUGUUUCAAGUAGGGAUUAAAGCAAGACCGUAGAGGUUGAGGGGGUGAAUACAAAUCAUUCUCCCUUUAAAUAUGCGACCGACAUGUCAGCUUUAUUAUCGUUUGGACUCAAUGGGAGAGCAGUAUACAAUAAUCAUAGCAAAAAUAAAAUGUCCUUAAAUGCCGUGCAUGGAUUGCGCUGUGUCAAGUAAUACUUACUUUUUUCAAUCUUUCACCAAUGGGCUUAAAACGGUAGCGCGAUCGUACAGAGUCGGAUACAAUCUCUCCCCAUUUUUUAACCUAGGCAUAUGUAGACAUAUGUGGUUCUCCCAAAUUAAAGUUCGUUAAAUUGAUCGCAGUUGAAAAAGGUGGUAAACAUAAACAAAACUAAACGGUGAUAGAGAAAAUAAACGCAGUUGGAGGGGUUAACGCUAAUCAGCACGCUUUUGAAUAUAGCCUCGGAAGGGAGAAAUCAGUAUUUAAAAGCCAAUUAGGAGACGAAACAGAAAUAAUCGAACCUGCUGUAGAACAGUGCUACCGCUGGGUGCAAACAUGCAGGACGUAUGUUUCAUUUUUUUUAUAACUGAAACAAAAGCAAAACAUUAAAACACAAAUUAAUUCCGUACCAUGCGUUGUGUUGCAUAAAAUCGCUGUGGAUUGACAAAACUAACUUCCGACGAUUAACGUUACCCGCUAGAUGAACGAUCACGAUAUGCUCUGUACUACUAAUACUACUACUACUACUACUACUAUUAUUAUUACUACUGCAUUCUAUCGUGCUGCGAGCUAGAAAAUGUGUCACUUAUGGCUAGGAGUAGCAAUCGGCGAGUAGCGUUGUAUUAGGCAAUGCUCGAAUCGAAUAAGGUUGGAAAUAGAAUGGAGUGUUUUUUUUUUCAUUUUCCUUUCUUGCUGGUCCUUUACAUGUCCCUGUCUCAAUACCGUAAAGGCAUUUUUGAAUUGGGAACAUAAUUGACCUAUACCGGUACAUUGACGUUUUAUUUUCGUUACUUUCCUAACCUAACCUAACGAGGACGCGCUUUAACAGAGAUUAGAAAGAAGGUACGCCGUCGUAAUUUCUUGACCGGCGAAGAGAGCAGAAAAAACAAUGUGAUGUAAACUGAAAUUGAAGGGUAAAUAAAUUUAUCUUUAGCU